AUGGAAGAUACCACGAAUAUUAGAGAUUCCGCAGAUAAUGAACAAGAAAAUUCAGAAAAGCAAGAUUUUAAUAAUAAAAACGAUAAUGGAAAUGCAAAGCAGGCAUCCAAGAUUGAAGUAUCUGAUGAUCCAGACACCGAAUCUUCGAAAAUCGAUCCAAGGGCGAAAUCCAUUGAUGAACCGGAAAACAAGUCUCCAAAAAGUGACAUUGUUCAGACAGAAAUUAAGAAGAAUCCCAAUGAGAAUCCUCCAAAUAAUAAAAUACAGUCACCGGAGUCAGUUGAGGACUCUGAAUCUCCAAAUAUCGAAAAUAAGGAUAGUAUUUCAACGGAAUCCAUUCGAGACGAUUCACUAGAAAAUCUAUACAAUGCUUCAACGGAAGUUUCAGAAGAUUCACUGCAAAGCCAGGAUAAAGAGCCAGGCAAUGAUUCUUUGAGUGCUGAAGACACUCAACGAAGUCCGAGAGCUGGAUCAUCAAAAAAGCGGAACCUAGAUGAUGAUGACACGGAUACUUCACCUUUGACAGAGGAGAACUAUAGACCACGCACAAGUCAAACAGACUUCGCCGAUGUUUCAGAAGCAACAAGUGAUAUAGUAGACACCACACUACGAGUACAGAGAAAGAAAAAGAAAAAACAGAAAAUGAAUGAAACGAAUGAAAGCGAAAACGAAUCUAUUGAGGAAGGUCCUGUCCGGAAUUCUAAUCUGUUCUUCCCCAUUCGGAAUGAGAGUACUACAAAAGAAGCUGAAUCAACAACUACCGAUGAGUUGAGACUCACCCCAUUUGAGGAUACUGGAUCAGAACAAAAUCAGCAAAUAUCUUCACGGUCUUCAAGUGAAAAUCCUUCCUCCGCGGGUGAAAAUCGAGAUUCAGCAAAUCCAGAAACUCCUGAUGAUGGAUCUACGUCUCAUAAAUCGGAAGAACCGAACACCCCAGAUGACGGAUCUACGUCUCAUAAAUCGGAAGAACCGAACACCCCAGAUGACGGAUCUACGUCUCAUAAAUCGGAAGAACCGAACACCCCAGAUGACGGAUCUACGUCUCAUAAAUCGGAAGAACCGAACACCCCAGAUGACGGAUCUACGUCUCAUAAAUCGGAAGAACCGAACACCCCAGAUGAUGGAUCUACGUCUCAUAAAUCGGAAGAACCGAACACCCCAGAUGAUGGAUCUACGUCUCAUAAAUCGGAAGAACCGAACACCCCAGAUGAUGGAUCUACGUCUCAUAAAUCGGAAGAACCGAACACCCCAGAUGAUGGAUCUACGUCUAAUAAAUCGGAAGAACCGAACACCCCAGGUGAUCAAUUCCCGAUGAACAAAUCUGACAAUUCAGAAGCACCCGGUGAUCAUUUUGAGUCAUCAAAUUUGUUCUGUGGGGAAACACUAGAAGAUUCUAUAAACAAAUCAAAUUCAAAUCCAGAAACACCUGAUGGAUCUAUGCCCAAUAAAUCAGAUAAUCCAAAAACGACAGACGAUCAGUUUUCGACGAACAUAUCUGAUGCUUCAAAAGAAACGGAUGACCAAUUCUCACCGAAAAAAUAUGAUAAUCCGGAAACACCAGAUGGAUCUACAAAUAAAUCAAAAUCAAAUCCAGAAACGUCUGAUGGAUCUAUGACCAGUAAAUCAAAAAAUUCAAACAAGCCAGAUGAUGAAUUCUCGACGAACAAAUCUGAUACUUCAGAAGGACAGGAUGACAAAUGUGAUGACCCAGAAACAUCAGAAGAAUCUUCAACGAGCACAUCAAAAUCAUCUCCCAGUCCUGAAAAUCGGGAUAAUGAAUCAAUAAUGAACGAAACAUCUGAUGACUCUGAAAAGUCUGUUGAUGAAUCUACAAAGAAAGACCAAGAAACUUCUGAUAAUGAAUCUCCAAUGGAUAUAUCUGAUGAAGGAGAAAAAUCCUGUAAUCCUGAGAGUGAAUCGGAAAUUUCGCUACCUGAUGUGGAAGAGAAAUCUCCAAAUUCACAAAAAAGGAAGCUGAGUACUAUAUAUGAAGAAACUGAAGAAUCUAGAAGUGCAAAGCGACAGCGAUCAUUCAAAAGUGAUGAAGAACCAGACAUGACUGGUUAA
Molecule: messenger RNA, 2067 nt
Organism: Argiope bruennichi
Lineage: Eukaryota; Metazoa; Arthropoda; Arachnida; Araneae; Araneidae
Product: sporozoite surface protein 2-like
Exons: 1
Coding region: 1-2067 (688 amino acids)
Source: RefSeq, a predicted model, not a curated record